Molecule: messenger RNA, 622 nt
Organism: Striga hermonthica
Lineage: Eukaryota; Viridiplantae; Streptophyta; Magnoliopsida; Lamiales; Orobanchaceae
Source: the annotation of a GenBank genome assembly
UCCAUGCCUCUGAGCUGGACGACCACCAUGCUUUUGGCACAUCCCUUGGGGUGGGCAAGUGUCAAGACCAAAGCCCUUCGUUUUUGGAACAUUCCGUUCAAGGGGUGGGCGAAGGUCGCUUGUUUCAAACACUCCUUGGGGUGGGCAGGUGGUUGAAAAAGUCCAUGCCUCCGGGAUGGACGACCACCAUGCUUUUGGCACAUCCUUUGGGGUGGGAAAGUGUCAAGACCAAAGCCCUUCAUUUUUGGAACAUCCCGUUCAAGGGGUGGGCGAAGGUCGAUUGUUUCGAACGCUCCCUUGGGUGGGCAGGUGGUCAAAAAAAUCCAUGCCUCCGGGCUGGACGACCACCAUGCUUUUGGUACAUCCUUGGGGUGGGCAAGUGUCAAGACCAAAGCCCUUCGUUUUUGGAACAUCCCGUACAAGGGGUGGGCGAAGGUCACUUGUUUCGAACACUCCCUGAGGUGGGCAGGUGGUCGAAAAAGUCCAUGCCACCGAGCUGGAUGACCACCAUGCUUUUGGCACAACCCUUGGGGUGGGCAAGGGUCAAGACCAAAGCCCUUCGUUUCUGGAACAUCCCGUUCAAGGGGUGGGCAAAGGUCGCUUUUUUUGAAAACUCCCUUGG